Zophobas morio is the source of this 1460-nucleotide messenger RNA. RefSeq lists its product as uncharacterized. NCBI's taxonomy places the organism in Eukaryota, Metazoa, Arthropoda, Insecta, Coleoptera, Tenebrionidae. The transcript is spliced from 13 exons. The record is from RefSeq and is a predicted model, not a curated record. Gene Ontology annotation, molecular function: methyltransferase activity; protein binding. Bases 621 to 1460 code for a protein of 279 amino acids.
CUACUUCUGCACUUACCAAUAUCCUCUCCGAUGUAUUCGUGAGUAGAUCAAAAACUACCCCGAAUUCGCUUUCAAUUAUUAUUUUAUUUCUGUCUUUUCUUUUAAAAAGUUAUUUCAAAUGUCUCUUAAGACAGGAGCCUUUAAACAACUUAUCAGAUGUCCCUGUCUAUAUAUCUCAAGUCAGCAAUGAAGUUGGAAAAGGUUUAUUUGCUUCUAAAACCUUCAAAGCGGACGAAAUAAUUUUUAAGGAAGUUCCUUACGUUGCUUAUCAACACAUUGAUAAUGAGGAACUUUGUCUAGUCUGCGAUUAUUGUUUCCGGUUUGUUGGUAAUUUUUGUUGUCAGGUGUUACACCUAUUAAAAAAUAUUGAUGUUAAUGUUGAAUUUCUUGAGUUGCAAGGCAGAAAGUAUGAUGAAUUUUAUACGGAGUUAUUUCCUUGCGAAAAGAGUUGCGGUGCUAUAUAUUGCAGUGAAAGCUGCAGAAAUUCCGCUGCGGAAGUGUAUCAUGACCGUUUAUGUUCCGGUGAGUGGGAGGCAUUUGAAUUUAAUCCAGUACUUUUGCUCCGGCAAUUUGCUAAAGAAACCAACGAUGCAUUCUAUUUAGCUGCCAAACUUUGUGUGAUGCUUGUGAAGAAAGCAGAAAAGCUCCGAAAUUUUGAGUUGGCUGUGCAGGAACUCAAUAAUUUUAUGAAGAGGCCGUGGUGGAAAAUCGUCUCGGGCAGAGCCGAUGACAGUUACUUACGUGGCGUAAUAAAGAGUUUGUGUAGUCACUGUGCAACUUUAGUACGAAAUUGCUUGAAAGAAUCUCCUUAUGCACUACACGUAGAUGGAGAGUUAAUUAGUACUCUUAUGGGGAUUUUUGAAAUCAAUAAUGCUGACUUGGUCGUCAUCAGCCCCGUCAAUAAAGUUAUUAACUCGCGAGAGGAACUUGAGCCGCUGGGUAGGCUACUUAACACAUACCUCGCCCAGCGUUCGGGAAACACCGCCGCGCAGGACGACCGGCCGCUGGAUCUCUGCUGCCAGGGAAGCGCGCUUUACUCUUUGCAGUCCUCAAUGAACCACUCUUGCGCCCCCAAUGCUGUUCUCUUUAAAACUGAAAAAGACCUAGACGGUCACGUGGUGGUCCGCGCUUUGAGGUCGAUCCAUGAGCACGAGGAGAUCCGGAUCAGCUACAUCGACGAGUCCCUCCCGCUGGAAGAGAGACAGCGGGCGCUGGAAGAAUACGAGAUUUUCUGCCGAUGUCCUCGUUGCGAGGAUGAUGCCGCUCUACGUUCCAGCUGCUAUGGAAUAGAUGCGCACUCCGGUAGGGAAAGUGCAUCGGAAUUUUUUAACUGCCAAGCUAUGGUUAUCAAAAGUUGGAUUAAUAGAGUUGGGUUUCUAGCAAUACAGCGGAAAGAGGUAAGCUCUGCUGUAGGAGCGCAUCACUGGCAGUUAAGCGAGCAGCUGGCACGUUUUGGGUAG